Molecule: messenger RNA, 1000 nt
Organism: Chiloscyllium plagiosum (whitespotted bambooshark)
Lineage: Eukaryota; Metazoa; Chordata; Chondrichthyes; Orectolobiformes; Hemiscylliidae
Source: RefSeq, a predicted model, not a curated record
GGCAGAGGCACCCACGAGAUAGUGACAGAGACAGGCAGACGGACGUAGAGCUGCUCAUUCCACCCGCAGCAACACCAAGCUCACCCCCAAUCACAGGAGUGACUCCAUGGCAGUCCCCACCCUCUGGAUUAUACUGUUGGCUGUGAUGAUCGUGGGAAAGGAGGGAGCGCAGGUGAUAGGCCUCACCGCUGGAGGACAGGCCCAGGAAGCAGGGAGGGUGCCUGCGGCCUACACUCACCUACACAUUCCCGACAACCAUUACGAGGAUUACUUGGAGGAGGAGGAGGAGGAGGAGGAGAUGACCAGUAGGCCGGACGUGGGGCCACAGCCUUUUUGUGACUAUGAUCCCUGCGGCGUGGACCAGGUGCCUUGCUCUGAGCUACAGAAGGCCUCUCCCUGCAUGUGCCCGGGCCUCUCGAGUGAAGAUGAGGUCCCAGACAGGCCCAGGCUGACGGGUCUAGGCCGGAUCACUGCCAGCUCAGCCUUUGUCCACUGGUGCGAGCCUGCGUCAGUGGUGGACAGUUACCGCCUGGUCUACCAGGCUCUGGGCUCAGCCCACGCCAACCAGUCCAGCUCGGGCUCCCUCCCAGCCCAGGCCCGCACCUAUACCCUCCAGGGCCUGGCCUCUUCCACUCGGUACCGGGUCUGCAUCCUGGCCCUGAACCAAGCCGGGGAAAGCAGCCCGGACCCUGGGGACAGCCAUCACUCUGACCCCAUGGGCUCCGGGCCCUGCCUGACCUUCACCACUGCCAUGUCAUCAGGCCGGGCCUUGGCCAUCUCCCUCCCACUGGUCCUGGCAGCUGCUGCCCUCCUGGGCGCUGGGGCCUUCCUGCUCUGGAGGAGGGGGAGAGGGAGAAGAGGGGAGGCCCGCCUGGGACCCGGGACCGAAUUUGGGCUGCAAAACCCCACCUUCUCCCGGGAUGAGAAAGUGGGGGAGUUGCCAAAAUAACCCCAACUUCACACCUCUGACCCCUCAAUGAACCUCAAUAUCACCCCCUUC